CGAGGUGCAGCUGCAAUCCCGAGAGGCAAAGGAAAGGCCAAGAAGGCGCUGUCGGUUCUGUUCCUUUGCCCCAGACCCUUGUGGUGCUAGCGUUGGUCUCUGUCCCGAGUGCCCAGUGCGGGACUCCCGCCUCAGCCUUCCUUGGAGCCUCGCAGGCGGCAGCUGCCACCCCUCGCGGAAGUGAGGGGCGCGCCCCUCUUGGGCCCUGCGGACCGCGAGCUUCCAUGGGCCGGACCCUGAAGGCCAAUGUGUGCCGAAGGCUGAGUCGCCGGGCCCUGGGCUUCUUCGCACGCGAUGCGGGCGUGGUGCAGAGGACGAACCUGGGCAUCCUGAGGGCUCUGGUGUGCCAGGAGAGUACUAAAUUUAAGAAUGUUUGGACAACUCAUUCCAAGUCACCUAUAGCAUAUGAGAGAGGAAGAAUAUAUUUUGACAAUUACCGGUGCUGUGUCAGCAGUGUUGCCUCAGAGCCAAGAAAACUUUAUGAAAUGCCAAAAUGUCCCAAGUCAGAAAAAAUUGAGGAUGCUUUGUUAUGGGAAUGCCCAGUGGGAGAAAUACUUCCUGACCCAUCAGACUAUAAGUCCUCACUCAUAGCGCUGACUGCUCAUAAUUGGCUGCUUCGCAUAUCAGCAACUACAGGGGAAAUCCUGGAGAAAAUAUAUCUUGCUUCCUAUUGCAAGUUCAGGUACUUGAGCUGGGACACGCCUCAGGAGGUCAUCGCAGUCAAGUCUGCUCAGAACAAAAGCUCGGCGGCGGCUCGCCAGAAUUUUGCUACACUGAGGCCAACAGCUGAGCCAUCCCUAAGUUGGAGAUACUCCCUUGAAUUCUGUUCUAGAGAAGCAGGCAUUCAGCAGCCUGUUUUGUUGUACCUUGCAGUUUUCCGGGUUCUGCCCUUUUCACUCAUAGGGAUUCUAGAGAUCAACAAAAAGGUUUUCGCCAACGUCACAGAUGCCACCUUGUCGCAUGGAAUACUGAUUGUGAUGUGCAGCUCGGGACUGGUGAGGCUGUACAGCUUCCAGGCCAUCAUCGAACAGUUCAUGCAACAGAAACUUGACUUAGGGUGUGCAUGCAGCCAGGGCGGCACUACUGGGACUGUAGGAGAGGCUCCCUUUGGCAUUCCUUGUAAUGUUAAAAUCACAGACUCGCCGCCUCCGCUCUUUGAGGUUUCGUCCCUGGAGAAUGCAUUUCAGAUCGGAGGCCAUCCUUGGCACUACAUCAUCACACCUAACAAGAAGCAGCAGAAAGGAGUCUUCCACAUCUGCGCCCUCAAAGACAAUUCCUUGGCAAAAAAUGGAGUCCAGGAAAUGGAGUGCUGCUCGCUGGAGUCCGACUGGAUCUACUUCCAUCCUGAUGCCUCCGGAAGGAUAAUACAUGUCGGACCAAAUCAAGUCAAAGUCUUGAAGCUAAGUGAGAUAGAAAAUAAUAGUUCCCAGUGUGAGAUCUCUGAAGAUUUCAUCAUUUGGGCCAAUAGAGAAAACAAAAAUGAAAGUUUAGUCACUGUUACAGCUUCUGGACGCGUGGUGAAAAGAAAUUUCAACCUUCUGGAUGAUGACCCAGAGCAAGAGACUUUCAAAACUGUGGACUACGAAGAUGAGUUGGACUUGCUUUCUGUGGUCGCUGUCACUCAAAUAGAUGCCGAAGGCAAAGCUCGCCUGGAUUUCCACUGUAAUGAGUAUGGGACCUUACUCAAAAGCAUCCCACUAGUGGAGUCCUGGGACGUGACUUACAGCCACGAGGUCUACUUUGACAGAGAUUUGGUGCUGCACAUUGAACAGAAGCCCAACAGGCUCUUCAGCUGCUAUGUUUACCAGAUGGUCUGUGACCCUGGAGAAGAAGAAGACGUGGUCAGCAGAAGUGGUUAAGACAGUGGGGUCGCUGUGACCUGAUGGAGUACCCAGUCAGCCGAGUCCAGUUCUCAUCUGCAUAGAAUAGUCUGCAGUAAUUUCCGGAACAGGUCUUGUUCUAACUUCAAAGGACUAGGUUAAACUCUUGCCACAUAGGGUGGUAAGGACUCCCUUGUAUGUAAAUGCUCACCAGGAUGCUGUCCUAGGAGGCUACAUUUUGACUAGGUGCUAAUGUGAAUAUAAAGUGCUGGGGAACAGAAGACAGUUAAAUCUGGGUGUUGAGGAAACAUCAUUGAUUCAGGGAUUAUUAGCAUAAUUCUUAAAGACUACUAUAAAGUUACAAUUAGUAAGGCUAGGAGAGAAAAAAACAAAAAUAUUAAACCUCGAAGCCAUGUGUGGUGGUGCACACCUGUAAUCCCAGCACAUGGCAGGUAGAGCAGAAAGAUCCGAUCAGAGCCACUGUUAGCUAUCUAGCAAAUCCAAAGUCAGCUUGGUCUACAUGAGACCUUUUCUCAAGAUGACAGCAAAAAGGUAAAGAAGUCCUGUAUACUCUAUACCAAACUUUGCAUAAGGAUUAGAAAAAGCAUUUGUAACCAAAAACUUCACAGCUUCUUUGUAAACAAAAACAAAACAAUAUAUAGUUUUCUUGUGUUCCUAUACAAUAUCAAGAAUUUAUUCUAGUUUUCUAAUUUUUUUAAAAUUAGUUUUAAUUAGUAUCAUAGAAGAGAAAUGAAGCAAAACAGAUGAGGUAACAAUCAGCCUGGAGAGUUCCCUGAAGAAACACUCAGGAAGAGUGGAAGGCAGGGCUCAGGAAGCCAUCCGAGCACAGGGAGGCAGCGUGCUACAAGAGUGCGCCUGGGUCCUUUAGGACCUGGCUUAGUAUUGGCUGCUCUGAGGGAUGGUACCUAAGAAGUUGGGAGAUCAAGGUCUGGGCCCCCACAGGCACUGAUGGAGGAAGUUCAGAUCCGCCUUAAGGAUGCGACUGAGGGCUACUCAAAGGGAGUUCCCAUCAGCCAAUCACAGCAGGGCACCCCAGCACACCACAGAUCCACCUUCUCAUCCGGCUGGUCCCCCUCAAUCUUCUCCAGGAGCAAAUAGUUCAGGGCCCUAGACUGUCUCCUGAUAGAGGAGGUAUGCACAGAUCAAUCAGCGUCUGCAGUCUUCACUUCACGAGGCCCAGCAUGAGAUUCUGUGGCUUGAUUUCCCCCAAGAAUCACGUUUUGUCAUGGCCACGGGUUAAGGCAUUUGCCAGUUCCUCCAUUGUCAUGGUUAUCAUUCAUCUAAAGUGUGGUUUCCCGGAAGCUCCUCAUAAAGCCUGCCCCGUGGAGCAUAUUCCAGAAUUAAGCACACCCAGUUAGCAUCACAGAAGUAGUACAGGCGGAGGAUACCUGGGCGAUGUAGGCAUGCCUAGCUCUCCACCUCCCUCUGAAGCUGGUGCUCUAGUCCCUCCUCUGUCUGGGCCUUGAGGACCUCCAGGGCCACGGUGAGAUGGCCUUCCCCGAGCCAAUCCCAGUACACAUUCCCAAACCACCUCUUGCCCAGAGGAUGCUCUAUUUCAAAGUCAUCAGUGGUGAGCGCCUCCUGGCUAAGGCGCUGGGCUCCAUCUAGCCAGUGGCUGAGGAAAGAGGGAGGAAAAUGGACAUGGCGAUGCUCAGCCACAGUCCCAGUUUGUGGGUGAAGCUGUGCCCAAGGCUGGUCACCUUCCCUUAACUAAAGGGUGAGGGCAAGCUGAAGUUCCACCAGCUGCUUGGGUCCAGGGCUCCCUUGAAAGGGGUGCCUGGGUAGUACCCCACCCACAGCCUUUCCAGCUGCCCAGAAUAGAGCACCCAAGACCCCACUGACAGAUAAGCCCCAAAUUAUCCUUUCUUUCUUAUAUGCUCUUAUUCCCAUGGCUUGGUGUUCUCGUGUUGUGUGCACUUGAGUGUGUGUGGAAAUAUUUGCAUGUGUGCAUGUGCAUUUGGAGGCUAGAAGUCUCUCUAAGGCCUGAGGCUCAAUGACACCGAUAGUGUGGUUGGCUGCUCAGAGAUCCUCUUGUCUGCUUCCCCAGCACUGGGGUAAGUGGCAUGCCAUCAUGCCCAGAUGUUUAGGGCUGGGCAUCAAACUCAGGUUUGCAUGCUUGUGUUACAGGCACUUUAGUGUUCGAGCUAUCUCCAAGGCACUGAGGAGAUAUCUUAUAAAAGAUUCCAAGCGAGAUUCAAAUGAAACCUUUUCAUCAUUGUAGCCUGUUUAGCUCUUACUACAUCUAAAUAUGUUGGUCUUUAUUUUCCACCCGUUUGCACUUUUCCAGUUCAGCCUCAAGAGUGACUAUAAAACAAGAACAGUCAGGACAGAUGGUCACACCUGUAAUCCAAGCCUCAGUGAGCGGUGACGGGAGGAUCUGCAAGUUUCAGGCCAGCGUGAACUAUGUAGCAAAACUGUGCCUUAAAAAGACAGAACCACCACCAACAAAAACUUGAGGCAGAGGCAGGACAAUCAAGAAUUAAGAGGCAGCCUGGGCUGCAUGAGAUCCUGUCUCAAUAAAACAAAAGAGCAAUAAAUCAUUAUUUGAUUCAAGUUUAAGGUUAAAAUUGGUUGUACUCUGGAAGGAAGCCAAAUUAUCUUAAGAGGGUUAAGAAUAGAUUGAUAACGGCACAGUUAUGUUGUGAAGCUUAUUAUUAGGCAAAUAUAAUAGGGUCUCAGUUAUUUGUGUGAUAGCCAGAUUAAGAGAGAAACAGAAACAGGAUUUUAUCUAAAAAAAACAAAAAAACAAAAAUCCCAGCACUCAGGAAGCAGACGCAGGUAGAUCUGAGUUUGAAGCCAGCCUGUUGUACAGAGUGAGUUCCAGGAUAGGGCUAUACAGAGGAAAACAACAAAAAAGAACUACCUUCUGAGAACAUAGAAAUAGUUACCUUAUGAGCAAAAUAGUAACCUGUUAAAAUCUAAUACUUGCAUCUACUGAUCAAGAGAGUUCAGUCUUGUUUUAUGAUGUGUAACAGCUCCGUUUGGUGCCUCUGAAGCUCUAAGAACGUUUUAGAGACAGCAUUGAAAUUAGAGUAGUCCUUACAGUGCCCAGCCCUGCCUAGCGUAUUUACACCUUGGUGAUUUGCAUUUGCUUUGUUGUUUAGGUGUUAUUUUUUUUGUUUGGUGUGGGUGUGUGGUGUGGGUGUUUAGACCAGGCUAGCCUCAAACUCAGUUCUGCCUGCCUACACCUUUUAUUUUCUGAUUUCUUUUUACAAUGUAUUCAUUUUAUAUCCCGAGUGUAGCCCCCUCCUUCCUCUCCCUCGACCCUUCCGGUAGUCCACUGAAGGGGGGAGUCCUUCUCCCCUGCCUAUCAAGUCUCAUCAGGACUGCCUGUAUCCUCUUCCUCUGUGGCCUGGCAAGGCUGAAUAGCCAGGGGGAAGUGAUCAAAGAGCAGGAAAUUGAGUUCUUGUCAGACAGCCCCUCCUCUCAGAGAUCCAUCUGGAGUCUGAGCUGCCCAUGGCCUACAUCUGAGCAGGGGGUAUAGAUCCUCUCCAGCAUGGUCCUUGGUCAGUUUCUGCAGGCCCCCUGGGCCCAGGUUUUUUUGUUUUGUUUUGUUUGCUUUAUUGGUUUCCUUGUGGGGCUCCAGGUCUUUCUCUCCCCACCCCCUUCUUUCAUAAGACUCCCUGCACUCUGGCCAAAGUUUUGCUGUGAGUCUCAGCAUCUGCUUCAAUCCUCUGUUGGGUGGAGCCUUUCAGAGGUCCUCUAUGACACACCUUUCAAGUGCUGGGAGGUAUACCACACCGGACCCAUUUUGAAAAACAAGUUCACGCAAUUAAAAAUCCAAUUAGAAAAACAACAGCAGAAAAAGGAUGAUGCUGUGUGGGCUCGGCUCGGCAGUGUCUCUGCACUUUGGGAGCAUUUGGAACAGGGUGUCCUUAGACUUCAGUCUUGGCAGAGAAUCUCUUUAAGGUGGUUGUUGACUUUAAUUCAUUGCUGUGUGUGUGUGGAUGGUAGAACUCAUUCAGAACCGCAGUCAAGGCACUCUGAGGUGCAUGGUAAGAAAAGGAACGGGCUGUGUCUAAGUAUGAUGUGAGCUGAGCCUGAUGCUCACAUCUGUAAUCCUAGCAGCUGCUCCCAGCUGAAGCAGAAGAGUUGCCACAAGUUGGAGGCUAGCCUGGGUUGCAUGGUGGGAGGCCAUGCUGGGCUACACAACCGCUUGUAACUCCAGCUCCAGGAGAUCUGGGACCCUCUUCUGUAGGUAUGCUCACAUGUGCACACAAAUACAAUAAACAGAAGAGCUCAGUGUGAAACUAACAGAAUGAGCUACAGCUGUUUAGUUUUGGCCAGUUUCAGCAGUUUAUGGGAAUGUAGGCUGCAUGCUUACGUAAAAUGACCUUUUAUUCUCCUGAAGUAAUUGCUGUCUCAGAGGCUUACUGCCCGUCUGCUAACCUAGGCCUAGUCCAGGAAGCUUCUAGCCUCUGUACAGCCUAGCCAAGGCCUAGAAUGUUCCAGCCUCUGAGACUUAACUGCUUAAUAAGCUCCCCCUUUCUUGUUCUGUCUGAGCUCCAGGCUGGCCGGUUCACCUCAGCUGUUCUGCCUCAAACUCCUCUCAGCUGAUUCAGUCUGGUUUCUCUCCCGGCCUCUGAAUUGCUCUGCCUGGCCUCAGUUUAAACUCCAGCAAUCUGCUCUAAUCUUCUGGCUCCUUCUCUGGCUCAUUCAGACUUGACUUCAAUUUUCUCUCUCCGAACCUCCCUAUUACUGUCUCAGUAAAACUGCCUCCUCUCUUUCUCAUUGCCCCUUAAGUAGCUUCCCUUUCGUCUCUCUUCUCACGGGAGUUGGGCGUGUCCUAUUUUGCCAAGUCUUCCUCUGAUUUGUCACUGCUUCUGCCACUCAAUUGGGCAUAGGUGGUUCCUAUUACAAACUAACAUUACCUUCAUUGUUUGGGGUUUUUUUUUUUUUGGGUUUUUUUUUAACCUGAAACUUGUUCUAUACCAGGCUGUCCUUGAACUCAGAUCUGCUUGCCUCUGUGUCCUGGAUUAAAGGCGUGUCUGUAUUCCAGCUGGACCACACUGGCCUAGAAGGUCUUUGGAUUGUAAUCCCUUGCCAAAGCAGCCAGGUUCUGAAUUAGCAUUCCUACACACGACUAAUAACAGGAUGGUUGACAACAAGAUGCCGAAAGAUGUGGAAGCUAGAAAAGAAUGGAGGAGCUUUAGAUGCCACUCAUACCAUGAAGAUGAGCUGGGAAUGUAGCUUAGCGGUGGAGCACUUGCCUGUUGUGCUUGAGGCUCUAGGUUCAGUUCCCGGUGCUGGGAAAACGGCAGCCGCAACGACAAAGAUUGAUGCCCCCCCCCCAAAAGGCACGGACUUCCCAGUGUCUGCAGCUGCUCGCUCGGAGGUGGGGAUGCUCCUCAGCAAGUGCAGAUGUUAAGUAGAAGUGAGUGCAUUUCUGUACUCUCAGAGUGGCACAGCAGGCCUGUGGUUCUUUGGCCUCUACAGUAUUUGUCACAACUCAGAGCAAAACAAACAAAAAACUGUCACUAUUGAAAUAAAAAGUGCUAUGUUUAAAUAAAUUAAUAUAUUUCAUAGUUUCCUA
Meriones unguiculatus (Mongolian gerbil) is the source of this 7374-nucleotide messenger RNA. RefSeq names its product DDB1 and CUL4 associated factor 17 (gene Dcaf17). Gene Ontology annotation, cellular component: Cul4-RING E3 ubiquitin ligase complex. Gene Ontology annotation, biological process: protein ubiquitination. The transcript is spliced from 15 exons. The record is from RefSeq and is a predicted model, not a curated record. Bases 225 to 1859 code for a protein of 544 amino acids. Lineage: Eukaryota; Metazoa; Chordata; Mammalia; Rodentia; Muridae.